GGGUGCGCCAAACGCAGCAGUGUUCCGGUGUGCUCGGGGUUGGGGUGUGAAGGGUACACUUGCCAUUCGUCUCCAGGAACACUAUGGACAGUUCACCAGCUCCUGAUCAUAGCCCUUCACCAUGGAAUCAGCCAGAACAGGAUUUGGCAAAUGGCAACAUGCAGAUUGAUGAUGCGUCUUACAUUCCUGCUGAGAUGAAAAGACAUUUUGACUUCAUAGAUAUUAGAAAAGACGGCCGCCUGCUGCUGGGCGCCUCCAGCCUGACGUCACGCUACUGGACUGGCGACGUGUGGCUGUUCAACAAGGCGGCGGACGCGCCCGACAUUGGCCUCUUCUCGGCGGCCCGCGAGCUCGAGAGCGGCACGUCCUGCGGCAAGUUCAUCGACGGACUCGGCGUCCGCGCCGUUGUGUGUCAGGACCUGGGCGUGGUGGAGGUCCUCGGCUGGGAGGAGCCGGACGAGGACGCCACGGACGAGCGCCUGCUCAUCACGCACGGCCGCAGCCUCGAGCACGACGGUGCCGUGCUGGCGCUCGACACGCUGCCGGCCGGCGACGGCGGCGCCGGCGACGCUGACGCCGACGCCGUGCGCGCCGUCACCGGCAGCGCCGACGGCGCGAUCAAGGUGUGGGACCUGGAGACGCUGGUGGCGGACGCCUCGUACCCGGGCGCACACUGCCACUGGGUGACGGGCGUCACCUGCCACCCGAGCCUGCCCCACCAGAUGGUGUCGUGCGGCCUGGACGGCCAGGUGCUCAUGUGGGACACGCGCGCCGCCCGACCCGCCUCACAGCUGGCCGGCGGCGGCGGCGACCGGCCGCUGUGUGUCGCCUGGUCGCCGACAGAUAGCACCACCGUCGCCGUGGGCUGGGAGUCGGGUCGCGUCUCGCUGCUGAACGCCGUCGGCGGGGGCGAGACGGCGGCGGCGGCGCGCGGCCGGCCUCUGCACCGGCUCUGCUGGCACCCGCGCCGGCCCUGGCUGGCCGCCUGCGGCGACGAGGCGAGGGUGGACGUCCUGGCUGCCUCCGACCGCAUCCAGACGCUACACUCGGACGAGCUGCACACGGACAUGGUGCGCGGCCUGGCCUGGCAGCCCGACUCGGACACGCUCUACUCGUGCGGCUGGGACAAGCGCGUGCUGAGCCGGCCGGUGGGCUGACCGGCGGCUGGCCCGACCCGCCCUGCGUCUCGUUCAUCCCCCGUCGUUCAUUAAUACACGUGUCUCCUCGA
This is a messenger RNA of Pollicipes pollicipes, 1228 nucleotides long. RefSeq names its product methylosome protein 50. NCBI's taxonomy places the organism in Eukaryota, Metazoa, Arthropoda, Thecostraca, Pollicipedomorpha, Pollicipedidae. Gene Ontology annotation, molecular function: protein binding. The transcript has 7 exons. The record is from RefSeq and is a predicted model, not a curated record. Gene Ontology annotation, biological process: oocyte axis specification. The coding region runs from base 84 to 1157 and encodes 357 amino acids. Gene Ontology annotation, cellular component: methylosome.